Messenger RNA from Prorocentrum cordatum, 534 nucleotides. NCBI's taxonomy places the organism in Eukaryota, Dinophyceae, Prorocentrales, Prorocentraceae. The record is from the annotation of a GenBank genome assembly.
AUGACCGCCGUUCUGAUCCGCUUCCCGCGCGAAGGAGCAUGCCCUGACGUUGCGCCGGCGUUCGACGAUCCGGCUGAAGAGCCGGCUGCAGAGCCCCCGACGGUGGGCCAGGGGGCCGAGGACGAGCGCCAGAGGCCGGCGGGACCGCCGAGCACAUGCCUGGGGCUCGAUGCGGCUGCGGGUGGCCGCCUGCCGUGCUUGAGCAGUACCCGUCUGGAGCCGGCCAACGUCUCCACGCAGGACGCGGGAAGUUUGAUUCUUCGGCUGAAGCUGCCCGCGUGCUGGUCUCUCUCGGGCCUCUCGCUGCGUGUCGACGAGCUCAGCAAGGUGCUCGAGAUUGGCUACGACCCGGCAGGCUCGGCCGGGAGCGGCGACGCUGCACCGAGGAUCUUUUGCCUCCGGGAGUACCUGCCUCUCGGGGCGGCCCUGGAGCUGCCCGCGGAGGUCUGCAAGGGCCUGGCGAAGUUGAUCAGGAAGACGCAGACGCUCAGGAUCAGGCUGCCGUGGAGGCUGUGUGGGCGGCGCCCGCUGUGA